Molecule: messenger RNA, 2667 nt
Organism: Rotaria socialis
Lineage: Eukaryota; Metazoa; Rotifera; Eurotatoria; Philodinida; Philodinidae
Source: the annotation of a GenBank genome assembly
AUGAAACAGAAAAAAAUCAAGCAACAACAUUAUCAUUCACGCGAUAACUAUGAUCAUACAUCAUCAUCAUCAUCAUCAUCAUCAUCAUCAUCAUCAUCAUCAUCAUCAUCGUCAUCAUCGUCAUCAUCAUCAUUAUCAUCAUCAUCAUCAUCAUCUUAUGUUCAACUUCGAAAUAAUAACAAUAUGUUAACUUAUUCGCCAUCAAAGCAAUCAUUAUUUAACUACACACAUAUUCGUUCAUAUAUAAUUAUAUUUCUUUUCAUUUUUCUUUUAUUACUUCUAACUUUUUGUAUUUUAUUUCCAACAAAAAAAAAUGCAAAUGCGUACUUAAAUCAUCGUUUAAAAAGACACAUAUUAUCAUCAGAUAUACAAAUUAGUGAUAAACAACAUGAUACAGAUAUGUUACGUCGAAUAUUAUUGCAUCGAACAAGUUCAUCUGUAUUAGCUGAUUGUACAAUAAAUAUGGCAUUAGAUGGAAUUUAUAGUUUACCAUUAGAAAAUUCUUUGCCAUCAAAAAUAAUUCGUCUAGUUGAAAAAUCUUUUGAAAAAGAAUUUAAUGCAUUAAAACUCACUGUUCAUAAAAUACGUAACAAAAUAAAUCAAUCAUCAAAUCAUUUAGGCGAUUUUGCAUUAUCGAAAUUUCAAGAAGAUUUCAGUAUUUCAAUACGUUUAUUACUUGCUAGUCAAUUAUUAAUAAAAGAAAUAAGUGUAAUGAUUGCAACACCAUUAUCGAAUAAUAAUAAUAAUCAAGCAAGUUCCUAUAUUUAUUAUGAUACAUUAAAAUAUUAUCGUGUAAGUAAUGACACAACAACAGUAGCAAGAGCAAUUGAUUAUGAUUCUAUACAUGAUAUUAAAUUAAAACCAGAUGUAAAUAUUAUAUUGCAAACAUUUACACCUUCAAAUGCACGUGAAACAUUAAAACAAGCAAGGAAUAAUGAUUACUCAUUGAUUAAUGAUGGUUGGUGGAUUGGACCUGUUCUGUGUGAAAAAAAUAAAAAUGAAACAUUCAUGAUGGCACAUAUAUAUCCAUUAACACAGAGCUAUUUUUUUGUCGCUUAUUUCAAUAUAUCCGCCGUUGAUAUCAAUCAAUGUGCCAAUAAUGAGAUGCCAUUUGGUGGAACACAUAAAUGUCCGAUUGGAAUGGGAUGCAUUCAUCACGCUGGUCACGGGUUUACUCUCGGUGCUUAUGAAUGUCGUUGUUUGGAUUCAAAUGAGAAUAAAAAUCUAACAAUAAGUGGCAAUCAAUUAGAAUGGAACGAAAGAAACGAGGAUUCCACAAAACCUUCUGUGCAAUCAUGUGAAUGUAAUCAUGAACCGUGUCAUUUAAAACAUAAUCGAUUUUUACGUACAAUAAUAAUAAUAAUACAAUCGAUAUUUAUUGUUUUUGUUGCUAUUCUUGCUGCUAUUAUAUUUCAAAGACGUAAAAUUAAAAUAAUUAAGCAUUCAAUGUGGAUUUUACUGGAACUUGUACUUUUCGGUGCAGUACUACUUUAUGCAUCAGUUAUUGUAGAUAGCUUUGGUCCACAUGGAAUUGUUUGUUUAAUUAUGCCAUGGUUACGUGAACUUGGUUUUACUAUUGUGUAUGGAAUAUUAAUAUUACGUAUUUACAAAAUGUUAGCAGAAUUUCAAUCUCGUAAAGCCCAUUGCGUUCAAGUAAAAGAAAAAGAUAUUUUACGCAUAUUAUUUUUUAUUUCAAUAUCAACCAUUGGCUAUUUACUUGGCUGGACAUUUGUUAAUAUAGAUCAUUCAAAUGAAAACAUAUCGCUUAGAAAAUAUUUAUUAGGAAGUGGCCGUACAAGAAAAGACGAAUUUUACUUUCAAACGUGCCGACCACGAUCAUGGGAUUAUCUUGUUCAAUGCGCGGAAUUUAUUUUCCUUUGUAUUGGGAUUCGCUUCAUCUAUAGUACUAGAACAGCUCCAUGUGAAUAUCAUGAAAGAAAAUUAAUAACAAUUGCUAUUGCAUGUGAAAUGCUUUUCUCAACAUUACUUCAUAUUAUUAAGGACUGUUUAUGGUCAACAGUUGAUCCCGACACAAUUUUUAUUUUAUCUGUAUUUCGAUGCCAUUCUACAGUUACAUGUAUGCUUAUUCUUAUUUUUUGUACAAAGUUAUGUUAUAUAUUUCGACCAUUUCAUGAAGAUCAUUCAGGACGUGAUCGUUUUCGUUCGGUACCUGAUGGUGUUGAACCAACUGAUCUUAUAACAAAAUUACACUUGAAUGGUGACAUAGAAUUUGGUGAAUUAAACUUAAGAGAUAUGGAUCCAGAAGAAAUUCGAGCAGAAUUGAAACGCUUGUAUACGUCAUUGCAUGUAUUAAAAACGAAAACAAUGCGUAAAGAUAAUCCACAUUUAACAAAACGGCAUGGUCCAAGACGAAAAAAUCGUCGAUUUUCCAUACAACCAUUUCAACGUCAUGGUGGUGCAAGUACCACAGGCAUGAGUGUAGGUGGACCAAUUAGUGUAACAACUGUCGGAGAUAAACAUGAUCAUGAACCAACAAAAACACCCGAAGAUAGUACUGGAAGUCAUAAUGAGCAUGCACACCUUGCUGGCAUGACUAUUAAUCAUGGUAGUAUGGAUGAUAUUGACUGUGCUCCUGGACAAACAUUAUCAGAUCUAACUAGUACAACAACAUUAACAGGAGUUGGUCAACGAGUUACGUUUAAAUAG